AAAAUCAUCAAACAGCGAGAGUCGGGGAAGAAGGUGCGCUUGUAUGAUUGGCAACGAGAUGCCCCGACGCGACGAAUCAUGUUCAAUCUGGCCAUGUAUCACUCCUUUUCGGAUAUUAUCAAUUAUCUGAAUGCACUGGCCGUAACAUAUCCGGAUCGAGCACAGGUCAUGCCAAUUGGCACCACACACGAGGGACGGCAGAUACCUCUCAUUAAG
This is a messenger RNA of Gongylonema pulchrum, 216 nucleotides long. The record is from the annotation of a GenBank genome assembly. Lineage: Eukaryota; Metazoa; Nematoda; Chromadorea; Rhabditida; Gongylonematidae.